Rhinopithecus roxellana (golden snub-nosed monkey) is the source of this 2590-nucleotide messenger RNA. RefSeq names its product LUC7 like (gene LUC7L). Gene Ontology annotation, biological process: mRNA splice site recognition. Gene Ontology annotation, molecular function: mRNA binding. The transcript has 10 exons. Bases 1365 to 2183 code for a protein of 272 amino acids. Gene Ontology annotation, cellular component: U2-type prespliceosome; U1 snRNP. Lineage: Eukaryota; Metazoa; Chordata; Mammalia; Primates; Cercopithecidae. The record is from RefSeq and is a predicted model, not a curated record.
UCGUACUUCCUCCCGGCGUCCCCCGCGGCGGGAAAGAGCCGAGUGGGCUCGAGGCCGACGCGACCAUCGUUUGUCGACGCCGCUGCUGCUGCCUGCCUGAGAGAAGCCGUCGCUGCCGUCCCCUCCGCCUCCGCCGGCUACCAUGUCCGCCCAGGCGCAGAUGCGGGCCCUGCUGGACCAGCUCAUGGGCACGGCUCGGGACGGUUCAGUGUAUCUUUGCCUGCCUACAUCAAUCUGCAAGGGAGUUGCAGAAAGCCUCAUGUUCAUCGAGCCGUGAGUCACAACCAAUUUCUAAGCUGUUAUAACAAAAAAGUGUUUGCUUUUUUUCACAAGUAACUUUAAAAGUGUAGUUUAGAAAGAAAACAUUUUCAAUAAAAAGACACUACAUUAAUCCUGGAUGCUUGCAAAUCCUAAAAUAUAUUCCUCCUCUAGCGUUGCACAGCUCUGUGUUGUAUACACAGACUAGCUUUAGAAUUUGUCACAUACCACUUUGCCUUUACUUUUAUGUAUCAUUCCCCCGACUUCCUUACUGCAGGUGUGGGCAAGAAAACUUUUCCUUUAACACUUUUCAACAGCGGGCAUAAAAUUCUGCAGCUGAGGUCUUGAAGAAUGCAGAUGGGUGCAGUAUGUGUUGGAGCUCACAGUGUGUAUUGACUAACCUAGUUCCUUUUUGCUUUUUUUGGUAUUGUCUUGUUAAAAGUGACUCCCAGGUAGCAACUCUCUUUUUUAAGGGUGGGGAUGAAAGGGAUAUAGGAAGAAUAGAUCUAGAUUAUUUAACAGUCUUCGAUAGCAUUUGAUUGAAAGCUUUCUUCUUCAUUCAAUUUUGGGCAAAAUACUGCCUCUGCAUUUGUUCAUAACAAAAAGAUUAAUAAGUAGCUUUUGUUGGUGGAAAUUACCAGCUCUAUAAGUCGCCCUUGGUGGUUCAUGGACCUCUGAUUAGCUUGGGUUUUGGAAUCUCAUUGCCACAUGUAUAUGUGGAGCCAAUGGCCUUUUGGUGCUCAGCUGCUUACGUCUGACUCCUUGACUUCUUUGGUACAAUGAUGGAGUCAGAUCUCAUUAAGUGUGAUUCUUCAUGAUAUAACUGGCCUCAAAAAAAUGUGUAUUCCACUCCAGUGUAAAUAUCUUUAGAUCAGCUUUUCAUUGUAUUUGAUGGGGAGAACACAGAAAUGAUAGUCUGCAAAUGAUCCAGGUGAAUCAUUACACUAGUGUUUUCUUGUGGUUAAACGUGAUAAUAUUGUCUUAUUUAAAACCACAAAUGAAUUUCAGGAGACGAAACCAGACAGAGGGUCAAGUUUACAGAUGACCGUGUCUGCAAGAGUCACCUUCUGGACUGCUGCCCACAUGACAUCCUCGCUGGGACGCGCAUGGAUUUAGGAGAAUGUACCAAAAUCCACGACUUGGCCCUCCGAGCAGAUUAUGAGAUUGCAAGUAAAGAAAGAGACCUGUUUUUUGAAUUGGAUGCAAUGGAUCACUUGGAGUCUUUUAUUGCGGAAUGUGAUCGGAGAACUGAGCUCGCCAAGAAACGGCUGGCAGAAACACAGGAGGAAAUCAGUGCAGAAGUUUCUGCAAAGGCAGAAAAAGUACAUGAGUUAAAUGAAGAAAUAGGAAAACUCCUUGCUAAAGCCGAACAGCUAGGGGCUGAAGGUAAUGUGGAUGAAUCCCAGAAGAUUCUUAUGGAAGUGGAAAAAGUUCGUGCGAAGAAAAAAGAAGCUGAGGAAGAAUACAGAAAUUCCAUGCCAGCAUCCAGUUUUCAGCAGCAAAAACUGCGUGUCUGCGAGGUCUGUUCAGCCUACCUUGGUCUCCAUGACAAUGACCGUCGCCUGGCAGACCACUUCGGUGGCAAGUUACACUUGGGGUUCAUUCAGAUCCGAGAGAAACUUGAUCAGUUGAGGAAAACUGUCGCUGAAAAGCAGGAGAAGAGAAAUCAGGAUCGCUUGAGGAGGAGAGAGGAGAGGGAGCGGGAGGAGCGUCUGAGCAGGAGGUCGGGAUCAAGAACCAGAGAUCGCAGGAGGUCACGCUCCCGGGAUCGGCGUCGGAGGCGGUCAAGAUCUACCUCCCGAGAGCGACGGAAGUUGUCCCGGUCCCGGUCCCGAGAUAGACAUCGGCGCCACCGCAGCCGUUCCCGGAGCCACAGCCGGGGACAUCGUCGGGCUUCCCGGGACCGGAGUGCGAAAUACAAGUAACUACUCUGACUCCUUCGGUAGCUGCAACCAGGAGUUCUCCAGAGAGCGGGCAUCCAGAGAGGAGUCCUGGGAGAGCGGGCGGAGCGAGCGAGGGCCCCCGGACUGGAGGCUUGAGAGCUCCAACGGGAAGAUGGCUUCACGGAGGUCAGAAGAGAAGGAGGCCGGCGAGAUCUGAACCCGUCUCCCGGGUGCUGUAAAUAGUCUGAUAAACGUUCACACAGUCUAAAAUUACCCUUUAUAUUUGCUGAAUACAACUCAUCUUUUGUAGUUUAAAAUUUCUAUUGUUUUGGAGCUAGCUGUGAGUUUCUAGAAUUGUACAGAGUUGCUCCUGUGUUCUGGGGUCAUGUUGAGUAGGAAUAAAUAAAUCUUGACGACUGCCUCCUGAGGCUGCAGUGGGGUCUCUGCUG